Pseudocercospora fijiensis CIRAD86 is the source of this 2389-nucleotide messenger RNA. RefSeq lists its product as uncharacterized. The record is from RefSeq and is a predicted model, not a curated record. Lineage: Eukaryota; Fungi; Ascomycota; Dothideomycetes; Mycosphaerellales; Mycosphaerellaceae. The transcript has 2 exons. Bases 1 to 1704 code for a protein of 567 amino acids.
AUGCCUCCCGCCUUUCCAAAAGGCGCAAUCACGCCAGAGCAGCUGGCAGAGCUGGACGGCACCGCCGCCGCCACCACCACCACCACCACCACCACCGCACCACCGCCGCCGCCACCACCGGCUCGCCGGCCGGCAAGACCGGCACCCUCUCUCUUCUUCGCCGCGAGAAAGCGGCCAAGCACCACCACGGCCGCUCCACGGCCACCAACUCUCCCUGCCGUCCAGGUACAAACUGGCGGCAGCCAGCCAGUGCCAAUGGCUGGAAGCAGCAGCAGCAACGAGAGCGCGAGCUCUCCGGCGGGCGGUGCGGGCCGCAGCAUGCUCCUGCCAACCACGGUCCUGCCGUACGCGGCGGAGCCCUCGGCUCGCCCGGCGCCGGCACCACAAGCCAACUCCGAGGCACCACCAGAUUACAAGAAGCUCUACCUCGAAGUCAAAGCCGCAAACGACGACCUCUACGUUCAGCUGGAGAAGCGCGACAGCGACGAAAACAGCGCAACAAAGCAGAACGAGCGCCUGCGAGACGAGCUGCGCCAGGAGAGAUCCAACAAGGCAUUCGUCGACAGCGUUAACGCUGACCUGGAUCGCAAGGAGAGAGAGCGCAGAAAGACUGACGAGGACAUCAAAAAGGAGAGAGAAUGGUUCAGCAAACAGCGUGCCGAUUUCAAGAAACAGUCAGAGGAGCUGCAGCGCUGGGCAGACUCGCUGCAAUCAGAACUCAACGAGGAGAAAGAGGCGCGCAGGAAGCAGAUCAACAUAGCCGAUGAUCUCCAAGCCGAUCUUACUGCCGCACAAACUACAAUCGACUCGCUCACUAGAGCCAACGAAGUCCUGUCUCAGCAAGCCACCGAGAACGACAAGGCCGCCGAGUAUCUGAAAGUCGUCAGCGACAACCUCGAGCAGGUAUUCAAAGACCAGGGCAAGGACCUCAAUCCAGACAGCUUUGGCAAUCACCUCAAGCGUCUUACAGAGCAAGCCGAGAUCAAUCAACAGUCGUCGCAAGUCAGUCUGAACGAGAAGUUCAACAACGACGCCAAACUCGAGACAACCAGCAAAGCUCAGCGCAACAGACAGACGUCACUCUCAGAAGAUCUUGCUCGAACUGUCGAGGGAGAACAGGAGAGUCCAGAUAACAGCACAGUCAAGCCGGACACCCGCGACUACGACCAGCUUGAACAGAAGAUCAAAGAUCUCGAGAAACAGCAACAAGACUACGUCGAUGACUUGGCCAAGGCUCAAAAAGAGCAGAAGGAGAAGGACGACACCAUCGAAAAGCAACAGCGGCGCAUUCGAGUGCUGCUUGAGGAAGUCAACACAUUCACCAAACUCGAGCGGUCCAAGCCUGGUCUCAAACCAAUCGUCGAGUUCACUGACAGCAAGAAGCCAGUCCAAGUGACAGCCGCGACACAAACAGCACCUCUGACACCAGACACGCCAAUCUCCAACGAAGUCCGCGUUAGGCACGUGGUUCAUCAGCAGGAGAAGCAGGGCAACGCACCCAGUCUGCGCGGUCUCAUUUUCAUCAUCUUCCUCAUCUUCUGCUUUAUGACCUGGAUAGGUCAUUACGGCCAACUUCAGGGAUGGCGCAACGCCAAUCUCGGUGGCUACCACGACAUUCAAUACAGCAACUCCAAAGCGGUUGUAUAUGGCCUGAGAUCUCGUUUUGAGAAGCUCAUCGGCCUCGAUACUACAUUGCUGGGUUGAGCAGUCACACUACAUUCAACAUUGAUCGACGAACUUUUCAAUAAGAGUCAGCAUCCAAGAAUCAGCAUCAUGUCACUAUGGCUACUUGAGAUGCAGCAUCACAGCAUUGGCUCAACUACACACAACUUUUAACAUCAGUCGAAGAACAUGCCGACAAGAGUCAGCAUCCAAGAAUCAGCAUCACAGCAUUGGCCCAACUACACACAACUCUUAACAUCAGUCGGAGAACAUACCGACAAGAAACAGCAUCCAAGAAUCAGCAUCAUGGCAGCUUGAGAUGCAUCAUCAUUUCACUAUGGCUGUCUGAGAUGCAGCAUCACUUCAUUAUGGCUGUCUGAGAUGCAGCAUCACAGCAUUGACUCAACUACACACUACUCUUAACAUCGAUCGGAGGACAUACCGACAAGACUCUGCAUCAUUCUCGUAAGGUUGCUUGAGAUGCAUCAUCACAACAUUGACUCUUUGACAUACGAGAGAUGGAUGGCAUAUGGGUGAAAGGCUGGGCAAGGCGUUUUGUUUGGGAUAUUCCAAGGGUCUGGCAAUUGUGAUUUGAGCGAAGAUACCCACAGUGCGAAGCGUUUCCAGCACAGCACAGCACAGACAGCAUGAGCAUUUUGCAUUACGGACAGGCUUGCACAGAUAGCGAGCAGAAUACCACACAAUUUCAUUGACGUUGACGUUUUCC